AUGCUUGCAGCCUAUGUCGAUCUCAAGAAGGCGUUUGACUCAGUACAUAAAGAGACACUCUGGGAUCUUUUGCAUAUCCGUGGGAUUCCUUCAAGGAUUAUUGGUCCAUCAACUGGACUCUACUCUGGGACUGUAAGUCUUGUGAAGUAUGGAGGGGGCGUGUCCAGCUUCUUCCAUGUGAAUACGGGAGUCAGGCAGGGAAGCGUGCUUGAUCCAUCACUUUUCAGCAUUUGCAGGGACUGGAUACUAGGCAGAGUCGUAGACCAAAGUCAUUGUGAACCAUCUGUUGACAAUACUGAGAUUACAGAUCUUGAUUUUGUCGAUGGUGCAGUAUUCUUUACUGAGUCACUGGAGGUUCUGUUAAUGACUCUAGAGGCACUACACAAGGAGGUGAAGCCCCUGGGAAUCCAAAUUUCCUGUCACAAGACCAAGGAUCAGGUGUUUGGAGCCUUACUGGAUGAAACAGUACAGUCUUUCCAUGCGUAUGGUGAGGACAUUGACAUCUCAGAAAGUUUCACAUACCUUGAUAGUGUAGUGCAUAACGACGUUGGAUUGAGCCAGGAAGUUGCAUGGCGGAUUGGCCUGGCCUACGGCGUUAUGAACUCGUUCAACUUGAGUAUUUGGCGUUUCGGUACCUGUGCAGACAGAAAAAGAUUCGGAUCUUCAAGUCGCUGGUGA
This is a messenger RNA of Portunus trituberculatus (swimming crab), 678 nucleotides long. RefSeq lists its product as uncharacterized. The transcript has a single exon. Bases 1 to 678 code for a protein of 225 amino acids. The record is from RefSeq and is a predicted model, not a curated record. Lineage: Eukaryota; Metazoa; Arthropoda; Malacostraca; Decapoda; Portunidae.